Molecule: messenger RNA, 156 nt
Organism: Colletotrichum orchidophilum
Lineage: Eukaryota; Fungi; Ascomycota; Sordariomycetes; Glomerellales; Glomerellaceae
Exons: 1
Coding region: 1-156 (51 amino acids)
Source: RefSeq, a predicted model, not a curated record
AUGCACGACACAGCGCGCACUGAACUCUCAGCGCCUAUAUUCCCUGCCUUUAGUCCACUUCCGUUUCUAGGUUCUCUUUUGACUUGCAGCAAGCCGACUUACCUAUUGCCAGAUCCACUGUUCCAGUCUCAGAACUAUGGCAAAACAUUUCGAUAA